Messenger RNA from Lottia gigantea (owl limpet), 1404 nucleotides. RefSeq lists its product as hypothetical. Bases 1 to 1404 code for a protein of 467 amino acids. The record is from RefSeq and is a predicted model, not a curated record. NCBI's taxonomy places the organism in Eukaryota, Metazoa, Mollusca, Gastropoda, Lottiidae. The transcript has 2 exons.
AUGGCGAAUAAGUUUGGAUUAGGUUCUUUAUCUUUAGAAACUAAAAAACCUAACACUUCAGCGUGGAUAAAUAAAGCGAAACCUUACUUCCUGGAUCAAAUCGGAGACAUUCUUCAAGGUGAUUUAGAUAUGAACAAUUUUAGCAUAACUAAUUUAAAGUCUCCGGAAAACGAUAAUGAUGCCAUUCACAAGAAAUAUUUAAUGGAACAAUUAAAUUUAAUUGAAGUAAAUAAAGAACAUUUAAAAGAAAGAAUAAAUGAUGUGAAAAGAUUCUUCAAACGACAAAUGAAUAAUAAAGAUUUUAUUGAUGAUACUAAAUUACAACAAGAAAUGAUAAGAUUAAAAAGCAAAAAAAAAGAUCUUAAACAACUAAUAGAUAAUAUUAAUCCAGGUAUAAGUGAAGACAAAUUGCAACGGGAAUUAACUAAAUUUAAAACUGAAUUACAAAAAGAACUAACAAAUAUUCAACAAAACAUAGAUGAUAGUGUUAUUCAACAACAGAUAACCACUAUUAAUAACCUAGUUUUAAAACAGGACAAAAAUAUACUCGCAUUAGAAAAAAAGUUUCUCAAGAAAGAAUCAUAUUAUUUUAAUAUUCCAUUUAGAUUUUUGGGUUUUGAUAGUGGUUCUAUUACUGAUAAUAUUGAUAAAUCAAAAGAUUAUGAAUAUAAAACAUAUGGAUUUACAGCAAAUAUUAGACUAUAUUCUGCGCCAAAUUAUCCUAUUCUUCCCAAAAAAAAUUUUGAUGUUAAUUAUCCAUAUAUUUUUAAAUUUCGAGGAAAACUUACAAUUGAAAUAACAUUUCCUAUACAGGUAAAAGUUGAUUCAUUAUUCUUCAGACAAGGCUAUCUUUUAACUAAUAAAAAAUUUAACGCUAAAAAAGUUCUUCAGUUUAUCAAUGGUACAAAAAAUGUAGAAACUAAAGAAUUAGAAAUUAACGAUGAAAACAACAAGCUUAGUCACUUACAUGAAAUUAAAACGAAUGGAAAAUAUAUAGAUAGGUUUAGAAUGUUAAUAAUACCAGAUAAUGAAGAAGAUGAAUUUACAUUGAGUGAUUUUGAUAUGUUAUUGGAAACGGAAACUCCACCAUCAAUGAAUAUUAUUAGAAAUCCAGAACCAAAAAAAGAAGUAUUCAGUUAUCAGUUUUUACGAGCAACAGACUUUGAAUACGUAAAACUAUAUUUUGUUGAUAAUGGUAAAUUUACCUCAAUUGAUAUUCAUAAAAGUCAACAAAAUAAAGAAUUUAUAAUAAGAGAUGAUGUAUUUGCUAAAAUAUUUGUCUCUAUUGAAAAACCAAAAUUUUCAGUUCAUCUGAAUAAGAUUAAUGAUUCGAAAGAACAAAUAUCAUUAGUAACUGUAAAUGUUUUUAGUAAAGCAGCUUUAUCAGAAAUUCACUUAAUUUAA